CCAUGGUGGACGACGGUUGGCUCUGACUCAGUGAAAACAGAUAAGUGGGCGAAGUUGAACUGACAGGCGUUCCCGGCUACCGUAGUAGCUGUAUCUGGCAGCGAAACUGAACUGAAGACAUGUGUGGAAUCUUUGCAUAUCUCAACUACCAUGUGCCGAGGACUCGUCGGGACAUCCUUGAGAUCCUCCUCAAAGGUCUGCACCGACUGGAGUACAGAGGCUACGACUCAGCCGGUGUGGGAAUUGAUGCUGGAAAUGGAAAGGACUGGGAGACAAAUGCCAAGUCCAUCCAACUGAUCAAGCAACGUGGAAAAGUGAAGAUGCUUGAUGAGGAGAUCAACAAGCAGCAGGAUAUUGAAAUGGAUGUGGAGUUUGACGUCCAUCUGGGCAUUGCUCACACCCGCUGGGCCACCCACGGCGCGCCGAGCCCAGUUAACAGCCAUCCUCACCGAUCUGACAAGACCAAUGAGUUCAUUGUCGUUCACAAUGGAAUCAUCACCAAUUACAAAGACCUGAGGAAAUUCUUGGAGAGCAAAGGCUACGAGUUUGAGUCAGAGACUGACACGGAGAGCAUUGCCAAGCUGGUGAAGUACAUGUUUGACAACAGGGAGAAUAACGACAUCAGUUUCGCAACACUGGUGGAACGAGUGACCCAGCAGCUGGAAGGAGCUUUUGCCCUGGUCUUCAAGAGCGUCCACUACCCCGGAGAGGCAGUUGGCACAAGGAGGGGAAGUCCCCUGCUGAUGGGAGUGAGGUGUGAUCACAAGCUGUCCUCGGAUCAUAUUCCUGUGGUCUACCGCUCCACCACUAAAGACAAGAAAGGCUGCACUGCCCUACCCAGGUCGGACCGGGAGAGCUGCUUGUUCCCUGUGGAUGAGAAAUCUGUCGAGUAUUACUUUGCCUCCGAUGCAAGCGCAGUGAUCGAGCACACAAACCGGGUGAUCUUCCUGGAGGACGACGAUGUGGCCGCCGUGGUGGAAGGCCGCCUGUCCAUUCACAGGAUAAAGCGUACGGCCGGAGACUAUCCAGCCCGCGCCAUCCAGACCCUGCAGAUGGAGCUGCAGCAGAUCAUGAAGGGCAACUACAGCUCCUUCAUGCAGAAGGAGAUCUUUGAGCAGCCCGAGUCUGUGGUCAAUACCAUGAGGGGGAGAAUCAACUUCGAGAACAACACAGUGACACUGGGUGGACUGAAGGACCACAUCAAAGAGAUCCAGAGGUGUCGGCGGCUGAUCCUCAUCGCCUGCGGGACCAGCUACCAUGCUGGUGUAGCGACCCGGCAGGUCCUGGAGGAGCUGACCGAGCUACCGGUCAUGGUGGAGCUGGCCAGUGACUUCCUGGACAGAAACACCCCCGUCUUCCGAGACGACGUCUGCUUCUUCAUCAGCCAGUCAGGGGAAACAGCCGACACCCUCAUGGCCCUGCGCUACUCUAAGGAGAGAGGAGCUCUGACCGUGGGAAUCACCAACACCGUGGGCAGCUCCAUCUCCAGGGAGACUGACUGCGGAGUCCACAUCAACGCUGGGCCUGAGAUCGGAGUAGCCAGCACCAAGGCGUACACCAGCCAGUUCGUGGCCCUCAUCAUGUUUGCGCUGUUGAUGAGCGACGACAGGAUUUCCAUGCAGCCCCGACGCCGAGAGAUAAUCCAGGGCCUGAGAGUCCUCCCAGAUCUGAUAAAGGACGUGCUGGCUCUGGAUGAUGAGAUCCAGAAGCUGGCGAUGGAGCUGUACGAGCAGAAGAGUGUGCUGAUCAUGGGCCGAGGCUACCAUUAUGCCACCUGCCUGGAAGGAGCUCUGAAAAUCAAGGAGAUCACGUACAUGCAUUCAGAGGGCAUCAUGGCUGGAGAGCUGAAGCACGGCCCCCUGGCUCUGGUGGACAAACUCAUGCCGGUUAUCAUGAUCAUCAUGAGGGACCACACCUACAACAAAUGUCAGAACGCACUGCAGCAGAUUGUUGCCCGCCAGGGCCGACCCAUCGUGAUCUGCGACAAAGACGAUUACGAGACGGCGAAGAACUCGUGCCGCACCAUCAAAGUGCCGCACUGCGUGGACUGCCUGCAGGGCGUCCUGAGCGUCAUCCCGCUGCAGCUGCUCUCCUUCCACCUGGCCGUGCUCCGAGGAUACGACGUGGAUUUCCCAAGAAACCUGGCCAAGUCAGUGACCGUGGAGUGAGACGCAACAUUCAUCACAACAACAGAAGCCAGGCGGACGCUCACUCAUACAGACGGAGAGGGAGCGCCUGUAUGCAGAAAGCAACGUGUUAUUUUUAAUGCAAUCUUUUACCCAACAGUUGUGUAUCCCACUGUUGCAUAUCCUCACUGUCUAUAUUUUCCUAGAAUCCAAUGGCAUCGUUGUUGUUUUACCGUUACAGAAGCAGUUGUCUGUGGUGGGGAGGUCUGGGCUGGUUGUGAAUCUGUAGCAACUGACGGUUACAUAUUUAGUUGUGCUGAUUAGCAUCACUAGGAGACAGGAGUUGGGUUUUACAGACAUUCAUGGUUUUUGUUUUUCUCUUCCUUUCCUGCAAUAUGGAUAUUUUUCUUUGGCAGCUAAUCAUUUGAAGUGUCUUUAAUCUAUAGCAAACGACCGCCUUAAUUCAUUCCAAGCCACAGGUCGUCACGUAUUGGUAAUUGCAGCGCAGUUUGCCUGCGUUUACCUUGUUACACUUUCUUCUGAGGACUCUCAUCUCAAAGGAGCAAAAUCACAGAAAAAGCUUGAAGACACUGCUGUGUAAGGAAUCUUCUUGGGUAGGUUACACAAGUUUGUCCUUUGUAUGAACCUUGCGUUUCAAUAUGAAACCCUAGUCUUCUUGGUGGGAUUGGUUUGCGAGAAGAAGCCUCUUACUCAGAGUGUGAGAUUGUGUUACCUCACACUCGCGCUUCUAUUACUUUAAAGCUUUUUCUGCAUAAUGACUCUUAUACUGACCUUAUUGCUGAGCUAAGGUUUACAUUUAAACUGAAGUGAGAUGAAGUUACUGACAUGGAGUAGAAGUUUCCAGCCCACGCCUCUCCACCACGACUCCUGCAAUUGGGACCAUUUGUAGCUAACCUUUUUCUUUUCUUAUAUUUAAUUUCUUUUCUUUGUAUUAUUGAAGUUACUGUGAUUUAAAAUGUGAAUCUUACUGUCAUUUGAAAUGUCCUGUCGUACCAAAAAUCACUUUGGCAGUUGUAAACCAAAACAUAUAUGUUCAUCGUAUAUUGUAGCCAAACGUGUACUGAUGUUGGUAGAUUGUGUCAUGGAAGGAUGCUUUGAGGCCUAAAGCGGACAUGUAUAGUUUUAUGGCAGGGUGUCAUGCUGCAGAUGUUUAUUUAGAUAAAAAAAGUCAGCUGUGUGUGACCCAUAAUGUCUAUUGGAAAGGGAGAUGUUGUACACACACACACACAAAUAUAUUUAUCUUGCUUAUGCAAUCCAGCCUUAACUUUAAUUUCUUCCCCCCCUUCAUUGAGUUCCUCCUGAACCAGUGUAAGGUUUUGAAAACUGGACAAUGUUACAGGUACAACAACAAAAAAAGCACGUAGAUGCGGUUAGCAGAUUUAGAUUUCUUGACUGGAGGCGUUGACAAAAGAUGCUGCACUGAAUCCUAGCAACAUCUGUUACUGAGGGCAUGUGGCACUAUUCAUUAGUGGACCCGAUGCAAUAAAGUGUCAAGUACUUCCCUUUAAA
This is a messenger RNA of Gymnodraco acuticeps, 3656 nucleotides long. RefSeq names its product glutamine--fructose-6-phosphate transaminase 1 (gene gfpt1). The coding region runs from base 120 to 2168 and encodes 682 amino acids. Gene Ontology annotation, biological process: fructose 6-phosphate metabolic process; UDP-N-acetylglucosamine metabolic process; protein N-linked glycosylation. NCBI's taxonomy places the organism in Eukaryota, Metazoa, Chordata, Actinopteri, Perciformes, Bathydraconidae. The transcript is spliced from 19 exons. The record is from RefSeq and is a predicted model, not a curated record. Gene Ontology annotation, molecular function: L-glutamine:D-fructose-6-phosphate transaminase (isomerizing) activity; carbohydrate derivative binding.